AUGGCUUCUACCACCACUUUCGAUUCCCCGGCAAGCUGGCCAAAUGGCCGCCCGCCGGUUGUGUUUUCUACCGAAAGCAAGUGGGAUCAUAUUUUCUCCUCCUUUACUUUGGACCAUCAGGUUCAGGAAAAGUACGCGGAAGCCAUUUUGGAACUCAAAGAAGAAGCAAGGAGCAUGUUAACAAUGGCUGAAGGGAAAACAGUGAGCGAGAGGCUAGUACUAAUCGACACACUCGAGCGAUUGGGAGUCGGAUAUCACUUUGAUCAACAGAUUGAGUAUCAACUUGAAGAUAUCUUGAUAAAGUUUGACUUAGAAAACGAAGGCUACGAUUUGUUCACUACUGCACUUUUGUUUCGUAUACUGAGGCAGCAUCGUCAUUAUAUCUCUUGCAAUGUUUUUGACAAGUUCAUUGACCAAGACAAAAGAUUCAAAGAAUCCUUGAGUGAUGAUGCUGAGGGGCUCCUCAGCCUCUAUGAGGCAGUCCACUUGAGAAUCCAUGGAGAACAAAUCUUGGACGAGGCUUUGACUUUCACGGUGCAUCAUCUGAAGCGUAUGGUACAACAGUUGGAGUCUCCACUUCAAGACCUUGUGAAGCGAGCUCUAGAGAGACCCCUUCACAGGGGCCUUCCACGAAUGGAAACUCGUCAUUAUAUUUCCUCGUAUGAGAAAUACGAUUCGAAGAACCAACAACUUCUUAAACUUGCCAAGUUGGAUUUUAAUUAUGUACAAAAUAUAUACAAGGAGGAGCUGCACAAACUUACAAGGUGGUGGAACGAACUAAACCCACACCUUCCGUACGCGAGAAACAGAGUUGUUGCGGCUUAUCUUUGGGGUGUCGCAUUCCAUUUUGAGCCGCAGUGGAAUAUUGAUGAAAUUGAUUGUCUUCCGGAUUAUAUGAAACCCAUCUACAAGUGUGUUUUGAAGAUGUAUGACGAAUACGAACGUGAAGCUGUCGAACGAGGGAAACCAUUUGCAAUUCCUUAUGCCAAACAAACCAUGAAAGAUAUAUGUAGUGCCUAUAAUCAAGGUCUCAAGUACACUAUGGGAGGACCAAUUACUUCAUUCGAAGACUACAUUCAGAUGACGGCGAUCUCAAGUAUAAUCUAUGUGGGUUGCGCUGCUACAUUUCCGGGCUUAGAAUCUUUGAGUGAAGAAGCCAUAGAUUGGUUCAAGAAUGAGCCAAAAAUCAUUAGGCCUUUGGCUGAGGUGUGCCGAUACUUAGACGACGUGGGGAGCUAUGAACGCGAGAGCCAAGAGGGAGCACUCCUAACAGGGUUGGAUUUCUAUGUCAAAUAUCACGGUGGAUCAGUGGAAGAGGCUAAGAUUAGGUUUGAAGAGCUGGCGGAGGAUGCUUGGAAACGUUUUAACACUGAAUGGGUAAUGAACCUCAAAAGCAGCGGCGUACCAAAGGAAGUGGUGGAGGAGCUUCUUGGCUACGUUCGAGCAGCCGACGUUGUUUACAGGGAUAGCAGGGAUGGAUACGCAAAAUGUCACAUCAUGGCACCCGAAGUCGAAGGCCUCUUCAUCGACCAUAUUAUUGUCUGA
Striga hermonthica is the source of this 1545-nucleotide messenger RNA. The record is from the annotation of a GenBank genome assembly. Lineage: Eukaryota; Viridiplantae; Streptophyta; Magnoliopsida; Lamiales; Orobanchaceae.